AUGGGUUCUGAGAAUGUUUUCAGUGGUUUUUCUCAGUCUCCCAACGCUCUUUCUCCGGCUUCGGGGCCGGCCCAAAGCCCGCUUUACCAGAUUGUUCAUCACGGCACCGCCGCCGCUUUGGAUAACGGUAGCGGGGGGGUUAACGGUGAUCAGGCGGGGGAGGUUUCGAGGGGGAGGAAUGCGGCGGUGAAGGACCGUCACACGAAGGUUAACGGGCGGGGACGGCGGGUGAGGAUGCCGGCGCUCUGUGCCGCUCGUAUCUUCCAGCUGACGAGGGAGCUGGGCCACCGCACGGAGGGGGAGACCAUCCAGUGGUUGCUUCACCAGGCGGAGCCGGCGAUCUUCGCUGCCACGGGCACGGGAACUACCCCGGCGUCGGCGGUCACCACGUCCCAGUCCGGCGCCAUCAUUGCUUCCCGGCCGCCGCCGCCGCCGCUGGCCGGGAUGGCGCCGCUGGCGGGGAUGAGCCCGCGGGUGCUGCCCUUGCCUAUCCCUUCUUCUCCGUCCUUCGGCGCUAGUAUGUACGUGGCGGCGGCGGCGGCGCCGACAAACCGGGUGCAUCAACUGUCGGUGCCUUGCCUGGGCAAUGGCGGAGGCAGGUACAUGCAGGCGGCGGCGGCGGCGAUGCCGGAGGUGGGGUUGUUCUCGAUCACGCGGCCGUGUUGCCGGUUCGAGAUGAUCCAGCCGUCAUCAGCACAGCAUGAUUUCUCAGGCAACGGCGGGCGGGACAUGACGUUCACGUCGAUGCUGACGCAGACGUCGCCGGCGAUGAAUGAGGUGGAAGGGGAGCCCUAUGAAGAUAUUGGGAAGCAUUAG
This is a messenger RNA of Ipomoea nil (Japanese morning glory), 816 nucleotides long. Its product is annotated as transcription factor PCF2. Gene Ontology annotation, cellular component: nucleus. The record is from RefSeq and is a predicted model, not a curated record. Gene Ontology annotation, molecular function: DNA-binding transcription factor activity; sequence-specific DNA binding. The transcript has a single exon. Lineage: Eukaryota; Viridiplantae; Streptophyta; Magnoliopsida; Solanales; Convolvulaceae. Bases 1 to 816 code for a protein of 271 amino acids.